This is a messenger RNA of Verruconis gallopava, 1259 nucleotides long. RefSeq lists its product as uncharacterized. Lineage: Eukaryota; Fungi; Ascomycota; Dothideomycetes; Venturiales; Sympoventuriaceae. The coding region runs from base 447 to 1223 and encodes 258 amino acids. The transcript is spliced from 2 exons. The record is from RefSeq and is a predicted model, not a curated record.
CUUGCCGAUCCUUGGGCAAGGGGCUCCUCGGACGUUUUCCAGGCGUUUGGUUUCUCAUUGGUCUCCUCGUCCCUUCUCUGCAGCGCUGGCGAAGCUCUGUAGCGAACGCGCCACACUGCGAACGUUACCACUUGCGUGGAGGACGUGCUGUGUCAUGAACGCGAAUGCGAAACCUCUACAGGUGGCGAACAGACACAGAUUUGUGGGCCUUGCGCUGAAGCGCUUCGUGUUCAGCUCAAUUUUUGGAUCCUGAGAACGAAACAGCACUUCAACGCUCCGUGAAAAAGAAAAGGCAGCAAGCCAGCCUAAUCCCCCACUUGGACGGCAUCUGCCACAUCACCAAGCAUACGUCCCCAACAUCGAGCGUAACAAAGCUUAUAUCAAUAUUAGGUAUAAAUUUCUCUUCUCUCUGAACUCGAACCUCAACGUAUCUCGGUCCCUCAGGUAUGCAACACGAAGAUGGCAGGGAAGGCGUGCGGCACUCGGCCAAGAGGCGCAGAUUGUCCCCCACAAUGGAUCUGUGGAGAAAGGAAGCAACGACGUCCUGUCUACUGUUUCGCUUGCCACGAGAAGUCCGAGACGUGAUUUACGGUCAUUUCUUCCACGAAAACUGCGCCCAGAUCGUCAAGGCCGGCGGCAUGGACGCUUUGAAGCUCGACUGCGCUGUCAAAGUCCUUCGCGCCGUCGACGAGAAUGGUCGCGUGCAGCGCGAGGCCACGGAGCUGUAUUUUCGUACGCGAACGUUGGUCUUCGACUCGCCCGGCUGCGUGAGCGAGUUUCACACCACCGUCGAGCGAAUGAAGCUGCGGUCUUUUGACGUGUACGGUGAACUGCGCCAGGUCGAGAUCGUGGGUUGGCUGCCGAUACGAACGGUUGCCGUCGAGGACCCGCUGUUCCAGUGGGCGUGGACAAGAAAUUUUGUGCGUGCCUGCAUCAAGCAUCUGACGCAGUGCACGCGAUUGAACACGGUCAAGAUAUGUCUGGAUGCCGAGCAUUUCCACCUCGAGGACGUGAGGCCGAUAUUUGGUCGGGUUGAUGGUCAGAUCUUGUUCGAGAUCAUCGUAGACGAAAAGAUCGAGAAGAAGUGCCUUCCGGGAACCACGGGCUCGCUGCGACGGCUCGCUGAUGUUGAUAAGGUUCUCGCGAGGAUUGGAAGGACAGGCACAUGGAAGGACGUGAGCCCAGAGUUAGAGGACACCAAGGAAGAGAGGGGUUUCCAUUGAUAUAUUUCACUUCCCUUGCGAUAUGAUGAUGUUAUG